AUGGCGCAAUCCGUUCCUCCCGGCGACAUCCAGACCCAGCCCAACACCAAGAUCGUCUUCAAUGCCCCGUACGACGACAAGCACACCUACCACAUCAAGGUAAACCAGUCUAAGGCUUGAGGAUCCUUCUUUGAGCUUGGGACUUCUUGGAUCUAGCUUCAGAGCUGGGUCUAGAAGUGCCUUUAAACGUUUUUGAGCUGAUCCUAUGACCAAGUCUCCCUUAGGUAAACCAGUCUAGGGCUUGAGGAUCCUUUUUUGAGCUUGGGACUUCUUGGAUCUAGCUUCAGAGCUGGGUCUAGAAGUGCCUUGAACGUUUUUGAGCUGAUCCUAUGACUAAGUCUCCCUUACUACUCACCUAAAUUACCUAAAGCGGGAAAAUGCCGUACCUCAAGCUUCAGUCUGAACCUAACGGCUAGAAUCCAAUCUUUCAAGAUUCCUUGAAGCUAUCACCCUACCUAAACUUUCUAUCAUCUCAGGUGAUCAACUCGUCGGCCCGGCGCAUUGGCUACGGAAUCAAGACGACGAACAUGAAGCGUCUUGGCGUCGACCCGCCGUGCGGAGUCCUCGACCCCAAGGAGGCCGUCCUGCUCGCCGUCUCUUGCGACGCGUUCGCCUACGGACAGGAGGUAUCUACAGUACUCUGCUGAGAGACAGUAACCAAUCGCUUCAGGACACGAACAACGACCGCAUCACGAUCGAGUGGACCAACACGCCCGACGGUGCCGCCAAGCAGUUCCGCCGUGAAUGGUUCCAAGGCGACGGCAUGGUCCGCAGGAAGAACCUGCCCAUCGAGUACAACCCUUGA
Molecule: messenger RNA, 805 nt
Organism: Caenorhabditis auriculariae
Lineage: Eukaryota; Metazoa; Nematoda; Chromadorea; Rhabditida; Rhabditidae
Source: the annotation of a GenBank genome assembly